Molecule: messenger RNA, 1778 nt
Organism: Brassica napus (rape)
Lineage: Eukaryota; Viridiplantae; Streptophyta; Magnoliopsida; Brassicales; Brassicaceae
Product: galactan beta-1,4-galactosyltransferase GALS1-like
Exons: 2
Coding region: 141-1619 (492 amino acids)
Source: RefSeq, a predicted model, not a curated record
GAGUCUCUCCAUAAUAGAACACUUGUGUCGGCAAAAGCUACGAGUCACACUUCUCUCUUAUUACGCUUUUGUCGUAAAAAAGAAAAAAAAAAAAUUUUGAAACCGAAACGGUGCGUUUCGUUUCACCGGCGCCGGAAACAAUGAGGAAGGAGAUUCUGCCGCCGGUGUCCACCACCACCGUCUGUUUAGAGAAUAAGCCACUGGUCGCUACAUUGCUAGCUCUCUCCCUCGUCAUGAUCAUCUGGAACCUUCCACCUUACUACCACAACCUCAUCUCCACCGCUCCUCCCUGCUCCGCCUCUCCCACCACCACCGCCACCACCAUACUCUCCUCCUCCUCCUCAUUUUCUCCACCUGAGAAUUUCGCCACCUCUCUCUCCGCCACGCCGGCAACUUCUCCUCCGUCAGAUCCGAACAAACGCGUUUUCCAACCGUUCGGAAACGCGGCGGCGCUGUUCGUCCUCAUGGGAGCUUACCGCGGCGGUCCAUCAUCCUUCUCCGUCGUCGGACUCGCCUCAAAGCCAAUCCACACCUUCGGGAAGCCAUGGUUCAAGUGCGAGUACCUAUCCAACAACGGAACCACAACACGAGCCACCAAAGCCGUGAAGAUCCUCCCGGACUGGGGCUACGGACGAGUCUACACCGUCGUGGUCGUCAACUGCACGUUCCACUCGAACCCCAACUCCGAUAACUCCGGAGGUAAACUCAUCCUCAACGCCUACUACAACGAACCUCCCACACUCUUCGAGAGGUUCACGGCCCUCGAGGAGGGCGCAGGGUCUUACAACGAGUCGAGAUUCUCGCCGCCGUAUCCGUACGAGUACCUCUACUGCGGCUCGUCGCUGUACGGGAACGUGAGCUCGUCGCGUAUGAGGGAGUGGAUGGCUUACCACGCUUGGUUCUUUGGUGAUAAAUCGCAUUUUGUCUUUCACGAUGCCGGUGGUGUUUCGCCGGAGGUUAGGGAGGUUCUUGAGCCGUGGAUUCGAGCAGGGAGGGUCACGGUUCAGGACAUUAGGGACCAGGCUCGGUACGAUGGUUAUUACUAUAAUCAGUUUUUGAUUGUGAAUGAUUGUUUGCAUCGGUAUCGUCACGCUGCGGAGUGGACGUUUUUCUUUGAUGUUGAUGAGUAUAUUUAUUUGCCUGAUGGGAAUACGCUUGAAUCGGUUCUUGCUGAGUUUUCGGAUUAUACUCAGUUCACUAUUGAGCAGAACCCAAUGUCUAGUGUUCUUUGCUUGAACGAUUCAACUCAAGAUUAUCCCAGGCAAUGGGGAUUUGAGAAGCUACUAUUCAGAGAAUCAAGAACAAACAUACGACGUGACAGGAAAUAUGCGAUCCAGGCCAAGAACGCUUUUGCGACAGGAGUUCACAUGUCUGAAAACGUAGUAGGCAAAACGCUACACAAGACAGAGACAAAGAUCCGUUAUUACCAUUACCACAACACCAUAACAGUGCACGAGGAGCUUUGCAGAGAGAUGUUACCUGUUUCGGCCAAGAAGAAGGUGACAUUGUACAAGAAGCUUCCAUUUGUGUAUGACGAUAACAUGAAGAAGCUAGUGAACACGAUUAAAGAGUUUGAGCAGAAAAAACUUGGGACCAAAGAUGUGAAGCAUUUCUCAUGACAAGAGAUAACAACCUAAUCCCUCUGAUAAUCAUUUUGUUUAUAAAGGUACAGUAGUUGUUUCCGUUUAGUUGUAUCAUCUGUUUUGUCCUCUUCUACUAUUUCAUUAAAAACAGAAUUUGAAUAUCGUUCUAGUUAAUUGAAAAUUUGAACUUAGCUA